AUGGCUGAUGGCAAGAUCGCGAAGGGUACCACGACGUUGCAGAGUAAUGCUUCCUCAAGCGAACCUUCGGGCUCCGUAGGCACUGAAGAUGUUAUUGGGCACAGUCAAGACCUGAAGAGAAACUAUUCGCUUUGGUCGAUACUAGGAGCUGGCUUUUCACUUACAAAUUCUUGGUUUGGCGUCUCCAUUGCAAUGGUCACAGGGAUUAACUCGGGUGGGCCUGUGUUGCUAGUCUACGGAAUCAUCAUCGUGAUGUUGGUCAGCAUAUGUGUUGGAAUAAGUUUGAGCGAACUCGCUAGCGCACUUCCAAACACAGCCAUCUUCUCGUGCGCAUCAACCACUAUUGGAGUCGCGUCUGGACUGGUUGGCUGCUGGCAGCUUUCGCAUCCCGAUUAUAUCAUCAAGGAUUAUCACGUCUUUGUGACUUAUCUCAUCCUCACAUGGGUUUGCUUCUUGUUCAACUGUUACGGCAAGAUUCUACCCUCUGUUGCAACUACUGGUCUUUACUGUUCUCUGAUAUCCUUCAUCGUAAUCUUGGCUACUGUACCUGUUACGGCACCAAGUCAUCAAACUCCCAAGUUUGUGUUCGCGACUUUUAUUAACAAUACCGGCUGGAGCAAUGCUGGAAUCGCUUUUGUUACAGGGCUUAUAAACGCAAACUGGGCCUUUGCCUGUCUCGACUGUGCGACGCAUCUUGCGGAAGAAGCUCUGAUCAUGUGUACAGGUCUGGGUUGUGUUAUUGCUGGACAUACAUGGCAAAGUCGCCUCUGUUUCUCGUUCGCUAGAGAUUCUGGAGUCCCGGGCCAUAAGUGGCUUCAGAAGAUUGACCACAAACUGGACGUGCCCUUGAACGCUCACUUCACCAGCUGCCUUAUUGUUACCAUUGUCGGAUGCAUGUAUCUGGCCUCGACAGCUGCUUUCAACGCCAUGUCUAGCGCGUGCAUUGUUCUGCUUUACAUCUCCUACGCCAUUCCGAUCAUCUGCCUUUUGUCUAGAGGCAGAGAACAAUCGCUUACUGGACCCUUCAACAUGGGAGUUUCGGGCCUCGUCUCCAACUACGUUCUACUUGCAUGGACGAUCUUCACAUUGAUCUUGUACUCGUUCCCGUCGUACAUGCCAGCGACUGCUGGAAACAUGAACUAUGUAUGCGUUGUCUACGCAAUUGUUUUGUUCAUUAUUGCCGUGGACUGGAUUCUUAGAGGUAAAAAACACUACAGAGGACAAGAGGAGAGACAAGUUGGUGUUGAAGAUAGCGACAUCCUUGUCAAACCAGGUCCGUCGGCAGCGUGA
Messenger RNA from Aureobasidium namibiae CBS 147.97, 1290 nucleotides. RefSeq lists its product as uncharacterized. Gene Ontology annotation, biological process: transmembrane transport. The coding region runs from base 1 to 1290 and encodes 429 amino acids. Gene Ontology annotation, cellular component: membrane. Gene Ontology annotation, molecular function: transmembrane transporter activity. The transcript has 4 exons. The record is from RefSeq and is a predicted model, not a curated record. Lineage: Eukaryota; Fungi; Ascomycota; Dothideomycetes; Dothideales; Saccotheciaceae.